Messenger RNA from Rhineura floridana, 7443 nucleotides. It is a transcript of the gene SLC44A1, whose product is annotated as solute carrier family 44 member 1. Gene Ontology annotation, molecular function: choline transmembrane transporter activity. The coding region runs from base 936 to 2909 and encodes 657 amino acids. NCBI's taxonomy places the organism in Eukaryota, Metazoa, Chordata, Lepidosauria, Squamata, Rhineuridae. The transcript is spliced from 19 exons. Gene Ontology annotation, biological process: transmembrane transport; choline transport. The record is from RefSeq and is a predicted model, not a curated record. Gene Ontology annotation, cellular component: plasma membrane.
GUCUGUUUCUAGGUCGCGAGGCAGUCUGGUUGGUUGGCUGGCUGACGGAACCGAGUCGAGCCGGCUGCUGCGCUGCUGCUUCUCCCUCCUCCCUCCGUUCGCGCCAAGCUCCGCCCCAGGAGCGCUGCGCGACGCUGCCGCUGGGAUGCGAGAGGACGGCUGAGGAACGAGGAGCCGCCUCAGCGAAGGGAUUCGUGGCGCCUCUGCGGACAUCGAGUGACUGGUUGAGUGGCUGACUGGCUGACUGAGCGGCACUCGUAGCGGCGCAAGCAGCCCCUUCUCGUCCCUCUCCCCAUCUUCCCCAGCCGCCUUGCUGCCGCUCCCGCCGCCGCCGUCGCCCUGGGGCCGGGCGGGCGACCGGGAAAUCUCGGCGCUUGGAUGCCUGGAGCCCGCGGCAGAGACCCAGCCCCGAGCCCGCCAUGGGCUGCUGCGGGAGCGCCGCCUCGCAGCAAGGGGUCCUCUGCUAGCAGUGGAGGAGUGAGGGUGUGUGUGUUUUUCUCACACACUACCUAUUUAAAAAAACUGUUAAUGUGAGGCGACUGAUCUAUUCAUCCCCUUACCAUCUACGGACUGGAGCCUGCUGUCAAGGCAGAGAUCUUUCUCAGACCUGUUGCUUGAAGUCCUUUUAACUGGAAAUACCAGAGACUGAAGCUGAGACCUUCUGCAUGUAAAGCAUGUAUUCGACCACUGAACUUUUCCUUGGAGCUCCCUCCAGAAUGCUUCUGGUCUUUUCCUACACAACACCUCUUCAUUGCCUAAUUUGUUCUACUGGUCACUUGCUUUAUUUCUGCAAUCUAUGGACAGGAACACAGGGCUUAGGAGAACCCUGGAGUUCUUCAACUCUCCGGAAGGUCAGUUUGCCUAAUUGUACAGAUCUUCCCCUACAAUACAUAUCUGCAGGAGUUAUUGGGAUUGGAACUUGCUUCUGAGUAAACAUGGGUGAGAUUGCACUACAAGAAGAUCACAGCAGGAUCUUGAGUUCCAAGCGAGAGUGGAAGCCUCUGGAGGAUCGCAGCUGCACAGAUAUCCCAUGGCUGUUGCUGUUCAUUCUUUUUUGCAUUGGCAUGGGUCUUAUUUGUGGCUUUUCAAUAGCUACUGGAGCAGCUGCAAGACUGGUUUCAGGAUAUGAUAGUUAUGGAAAUAUCUGUGGACAGAAGAAUGUAAAAGUAGAUGGAAUAGACAACAGUGGCUUAGACCUCACAGAAAAGAAGUAUGUGUUCUUUUUGGAGCCAUGCAAUGUAGAUCUGGUACAACGGAAGAUCAAGUCCAUUGCUCUCUGCGUAUCAGCAUGCCCACAGAAUGAGCUGAAAACGCUGGCUGAUGUUCAGAAAUUUGCAGAUAUUAAUGGUUCUACUUUAUGUAGUUAUGAACUAAAGCCAUCUGAAUACACUACAGAUUCAAGAGCUGCCAAGCUUUGCCCCAAGCUCCCAGUUCCAGACAGUGCACCUAUUCCAUUCUUCCAUCGCUGUGCUCCUGUGAACAUUUCCUGCUAUGCCAAGUUUGCAGAGGCCCUGAUCACCUUUGUCAGUGACAGUAGUGUCUUGCACAGGCUGAUUAGUGGAGUAAUGACCUGCAGAGAGAUUAUAUUGGGACUUUGCUUAUUAUCACUAGUGCUUUCCAUGAUUAUGAUGGUGAUAAUAAGAUAUAUUUCAAGAGUACUUGUUUGGAUCUUAACAAUUCUUGUUGUUCUUGGGUCACUUGGUGGCACAGGAGUAUUGUGGUGGUUAUACGCUACACAGCGGAAGUCUCCCAGAGACACUCUUACUGUUGAUCAGCUUCAAAUAGCCAAAGACAAUCGUCAGGCCCUCCUGAUCUAUGCCAUUGCAGCUACAGUCUUCACAGUUAUCUUAUUGUUGAUAAUGUUAGUUAUGCGCAAGCGAGUGUCUCUCACCAUUGCCUUGUUCCACGUGGCUGGCAAGGUCUUCAUUCACCUGCCACUGCUCGUCUUCCAGCCAUUUUGGACAUUUUUUGCCCUCAUACUCUUCUGGAUAUAUUGGAUUGCGGUCUUGCUCUUCCUAGGUACCACAGGUAGUCCUGUCCCAAAUGAGCAAGGCUUUGUAGAGUUCCGAGUUGCAGGCCCACUGAGGUACAUGUGGUGGUAUCACCUUGUGGGGUUAGUUUGGAUCAGUGAAUUUAUCCUUGCCUGUCAACAGAUGACUGUAGCAGGAGCUGUUGUGACAUAUUACUUUACAAGAGAAAAAAGGAAUCUGCCAUUCACACCUAUUCUGGCAUCUGUCAAUCGCUUGAUCUGUUACCACCUGGGAACUGUGGCUAAAGGGUCUUUCAUUAUUACCUUAGUGAAGAUUCCACGAAUGAUACUAAUGUAUAUUCAUACCCAAGUCAAAGGAAAAGAAAAUGCCUGUGCUCGAUGUAUUUUGAAAGCCUGCAUUUGCUGCCUUUGGUGUUUAGAGAAGUGCCUGAACUACUUAAAUCAGAAUGCAUAUACAGCCACAGCUAUCAACAGCACCAGCUUCUGCACCUCAGCAAAGGAUGCCUUUGUGAUACUAGUGGAGAAUGCUUUGCGAGUAGCUGCCAUAAACACAGUGGGAGAUUUCAUGCUCUUUCUAGGAAAGAUUCUCAUAGUGUGCAGCACGGGCUUGGCAGGGAUCAUGCUGCUGAACUACCAACGAGACUACACAGUGUGGGUGCUGCCGCUCAUCAUUGUCUGCCUGUUUGCGUUCUUGGUCGCUCACUGCUUCCUAUCCAUUUAUGAAAUGGUAGUGGAUGUCCUUUUCUUAUGUUUUGCCAUUGACACUAAGUAUAAUGAUGGCAGCCCUGGGAAGGAGUUCUACAUGGAUAAAGUUCUUAUGGAAUUUGUGGAGAACAGCAGAAAAGCAAUGAAAGAAGCUGGCCGGGGAGGUGGAGCUGAAGGCAGAGAGCUCAAACCAAUGGCCUCUGGAGCAUCUUGAAGCUGGUCAACCAUUAAGGAAACCAUUGACAUUCCAAAACAAUAUCUAUCUUAUCUAGCUAUCUCUCUAUAUAUAUCUAUAUAUAUUAUUUAAAAAAGCAGCCAAAAUCAGAGAAAAGGAACAGGGAUUUAAUACUUUUUUAACGAUUAUUUUUGUGAAACAUGUACUCUUUUCAUACGGGUGGCUUUUACAAGCAACUUUUAUCAUUGUUCCAUUUAAAAAUCUAAUCAUUGUGGCUUGUGGCAAUGUUAUGAUUGUAAUCUGAUGGAGAUAUUCCAUAAAUGGAGAUGGAUUCCAUAAUAUUUAAAAAGGAUCAUGUAAGAUUACAAAUUUGGAAUAACAUAAGUGGGUCAAGUAAUUUCCCCUCAUAGUUAUUUUUAAUUAGCAUAAAUCUUUAAAAUGCAAUGGAUAAUGACUAUUCUGGAGGGGGAAACCCUUCAUAGAUUUUUUUUUAAAGAACUGGAAUGAAUAAUACAUUAAUCAUGUUGGGAGUUUGCUUGCUCUUUUGCAAUGGGAUGCUAAUGGGAUCCAGUAAGUUUAACAUAUUCAGUUUGUUUUCCUCAUUAACCCAUUAGACAAUUUAUAUCUAAAACGUUUUUUUAAAAAACUAACCAACUCCUCAGGUAUUUAGAUAUUGAAACAGCCCCUGAAUCUGUGAAGGACAAACUAAAGGCAUAUGAGGGAGGAUGAGUUUUAUAUGCAACUUUUGUCCUGUGUUAUCUUAUUAUUUCCCCUUGAGUUCAAUUUUGUCCUUUGCACAUCGUCAUUCUUUUGAACUACGCAAAUUCUUUAAAUAAGCAGUUGGAGAAGAGGCUUCUAAAGUUCAGCCUUACAUAUACUCCGUUACUGUUCAGCCAUGACUACAUGGAAAGAUACUUGGGAGUAUACAGAGACAAACCAUAUAACUAUACAAAAAAAUUUAAGUACUGUAAGUCAUUUGUGGGUUUAUUUGUUUUUACUGUUGAAACCAUUUAUUUGUCUUGGUUUUCAUUGUAUGUUUGGUAAUUAGUGGAAUAUGGUGGGAAAGAGCAGAUGAACAUUGUUUUUAAAUGUCUCUGCCUUAGUAUCUAAAGUAGUUCUUGAAGUGGCCUCUGUGCAUGCAUUGCUUAUGGUACCUGAGUGCCACAUGAAUACUUCAGAAACUUCCAGGUAGCACUAUCUGUGUCCUUUUCUACUUUCCUACACUUCAAGAAUGAAGCUAUAAAAAGAAAGGGGCAGUCUGCUAUUUCAGUUAUUGUAGUGGCAAAUUAGAUGUCGUGGUGGCACAACCUGUAUGUUUGAACAUGCCAAGUGCCUAUAAAUUGGGGGGAUAUUUAAAGCAUGGCAUCAGCAUGUGGAAGGGGCUUGAUGAACUCUAACUCCUCCCAUGCUCCCACCCCCCAAAAACCCAGUUUCAUUCCAGAAGUCCCCUGCCCCCCCCCAAAAAUCUUGGACUCUGCCCAGAGAAAAGGGGGUGAGUGAAAAAAGCACUGGGGGAGAAGUGUCCAGUGGCCUCUGCUGCCCACCCAUAUUGCACUUUAAAUCCCCUCCCAUCCCUCCAGUUUACAGGAAGUUGGGACAGCCUCCAUUUUAACACACAGGUCUGCUGCUGUUUAUGUCCAGUUGCUCUUUAGUGUAAAGUGAAAACAUAUGGAAUUCUCUCUUAGGUCUCUUCAUUCAAAGAGUUUAGAACGUUCCAGAUAUUAUCCAAAAUCAGAAGCAAGGAGCCUCCAGCCUGCAGGCCACUGAAUUUGGCCUGUGAUGCCAUUUUGGGCAAACCACACAUACCUGUCAGUCAUUUGAUGGCAUAUGACAUCAGGUGCAGAGAUCUAUAAUCUCCAGUCUGAGCACUAAGUGUUAAGUUCUCUUAGCGCUAAGGGAUCUCUUAUCUCUGUUCUUGGUGAUAAGCAUCACAGCACUAACAUCAGAGAUAUGCCUUGGCUACUGCCUUUUACUGUCAAAGAGCAGGCAGAUGCUUAUCUCUGAUCUUAGCGCUAUGGCUCCACACACUAAGAUCAGACUUUGACAGUAAAAUGCAACAUUUCCACCCAUCUCCAAGAUUCUUUGCAUCCCUAGCUUGAAUUCAAGAAUUUUCCUUUGCAAUCGCAGCUUGAACUUUGAGUCACCUGACAUCAGAUGAUUUGACAGGUGAAUGGCCAGUUGUCAAGAUGGCCCAUGAAGGGCGGGUGAGUUCUGGACCUGGUCCUCCAACUGGAUCCAAUUCCCCACCCCAAUGUAGAUUCUGGAAAGCAUUUCUUAUUCUUUUGGGUUUUGCAAUAAUACAAGUUUUUGAUCAUGUCUGUUUCCUACCAGUGCAAAUAUGUGGAGCCACUUGAUGCUUCAUAAAAGAUUUCAAAAUUGAUCUGACGUCUUCUAUCCUAUGGUAUGUGGAGAUUGAUUUUGAAAGUGGAUUCUAUUGAUGCUGGAGAUAUUCUUGUUCUAAUGUUCUCAAAAGGAAACCUUUUGAACUCUGGGAUCAUUUUCAUUCCACACAAUAGAAGUGAAGCUUAUGUUCUCUGCAGCCCUUUAUUUUGUGUUCCUGAGUUGCUUUCAAAGCAAAGAGUAGGAACCAGUGCUGUUGAUUCCUUAAAAGGUUAAAACCUAUCCUACAUCAGCUAUCUAGGUAAUUGGGAUGUUUUAAGAGAUAGCACUUUAUGUAGAAAAGCUUCUUGUUAGAUGUAUGUCCUAGUUAAGAGUGCAGGGUUCUUGUAGAGGUUGGAAAGAAUUAAGAGCACUUUCUGAAUUCCAUUACAUGGCUUUCACAUACAGCAGAUCAGAUAGUAAGACUGCUUUUGAAUUAUACCACCUUAAGCAGCAAGUGUAGUGUUUAGGUUGCAUGUUUGAAUAUACACCACCUACACAUACAAAAUCACUACAUACAGAAAAGUAUCAUGUUAGACAAGGUUAACACCCUUCUCCUUACAUCUAGUUUUCUUCUGAGCAGAGGUGUUUUUUUUAAAUGGGGAAGCAUUAAACCAUGCUAUUCCUCACCUUGUAGCCUGAAGGAGUACAUUUCCAGAACAGAUUUAGCCCUCUCCUCUGCUAUUUGUGUAUACCAGCCCAUAGAGUGCAAAAAGUGUGGCAAUGGACAGACAUUGCUUCCCAGAAGGUUCCAAAGUUUGACAGGGCUCAAUCCCCAUUAAUGCAAAUGCACAGAGGCCUCUUGAAGAACUUCAUUACUGGUAAGUAGCUUUCAUUUAUCCAGUAAUAAGAAUGUGUCCGUUUCUAUGUGUGUUAAAUUACUUUCUUCAUUCCUGACACUUACUACAUAAUGAAUGCUGAUACUCCAUUGUUUCGCUUAUUGUAAUGGUAAAUGCUUACAGUGCAACUGCAGAGAAUAAUUUCAUGAUCUGUUUAUGUGAUAUAUUCAGUUUUGUUACAAUUUUUUUAAAAGAACUAUUUUUGUUAAUGUAAAAAAUAUUUCAGAGCAGAAUUUUAAACUUUAUUGCACUAAAUGCAAAUGUGGAGAGAGAGAAGUAAUGCCUCAACAGUUGGAUCACUCCUUAAGGGAACCUUAUUUUGAAAAAGAGAGCUAAUGUUCUAGAUAAGCUUAGCUAAAUGGGCGCAGAGACACCCAGGAGAUAUGAAUGGCCUCCAGUGUUUUUAUAAAUGGCUGUUUUGAUUCUGUGCUUCCUUUCAAAGGAUCAGACCUUUUAAAAUUGCUGCUAAAGGAAACAUACAUAGCAUUCUGUAAUUAAUUGGUGGUCUUUGCUGUGUAACUAAAUGCUUCAGUUUCAUUUUUUAUAAAUCAUCUGACAUCAUAAUCUUUUAAAAUACUUGCAAUAAAAUUCAGGACAAGUAAAAAAAGGGGGGCAUAAUCCUUUCUCUAUCAGUCACAGAAAUCAAUCAUGGAAGUACAUUUUAAGACUAGCAAACUAGAUUAGCCUGCGUUCCUGCUAACACUUUAACCCAGUCUGCUUAACUUUUCUGGCAUGACUAAUGCCAUGUAACUUCAUUAGGUUUGUUGACAUGAAUCAUGUUUUGAAUGCAUGUGUGUUAGCAGGAACCAAGGCAUUAGUCUAGGCUUAAACUAGAGCACUGCUUUAAGUCUCUUUUAAUGUAUAUAUUACAUGUUACUGUAAGGAUAUUUAGGAGGAGAAUUAAGAGGAGCCUUAAUUUGUGGGAGGAAGUGAGUGGCUCUGCCCUGGCACUGAACACAGUUUGCUUAAGUCCCUGGGGUAUGACAACAAGAAUGAAAGAAACCUGGGCUCAGCAGGUUGAAAGCCACAGAAACUGGAUCCCAAAGCAAGGAAAAUGGGUCACGUGGAUGCUGCUCCUCUGAGGUUAACUGCUGUUAUAACCUGUUCUAGAAAUCAUCACUCAAGAUGGGAGGCUUGGAUUUGGCUCACCUUUGACAUCAUCACAACUCCUGCUUUGCCAUGUUCCACCAGCUUGUGUUCCCUGCUUGUUGGAAGCCUUGGAAAGAGAGAUGUUUUUGGUUUGAACUUGCUACUAGAAUUGUAAUCAGAAACAAAAAUUUUGUAUUUUUGUAUACCUUGAUUGUGCAGCAUUUUUAUAUACAGGUCCUGUUUUACAAAUAAAUUUCGUUUCUUAA